UCUGCCAUGCCAUUCCUUCGACCAGCGCAAGCGAGGACGGCGCUCUUCGUGCGGGGACCCAGGCACGCAGCUCUCCCGCGGCUGCCACUGCAUGCCCCGUCGGGAGUUGGUGCCACUCCGCUGUCGCUUUUUUCUGGCUGCGCAACUCGCCUGUUCAGCAGCACUCCAGUGCCAUGCUCUGCGCCCUCGAUCGUGUCGACUCAGUGGCUCAAGGACAAUCUCUCGAACGUGGUGGUUGUUGACGGAUCGUGGUAUCCGAAAAGGAGACUUGUCGACGCCCUCGCCGAAGAUGCGCUUGUCAAGACCCGGGAUCCGCUGAGCGAGUAUCUCUCCAUUCACAUCCAGGACGCUCGGUUCUUCGACAUUGACACCAUCGCCGAUCCGCUGGCAUCCAGGCCCCGUCAGCUGCCCAGCGCCUCGGAGUUCGCCGCCAAGAUAGGUGAGCUUGGAAUCAAACCCACCGACCACGUCGUUGUCUACGAUACGCAUGGCAUCUACUCGUCUCCAAGGGUAUGGUGGACAUUCAAGGUCUUUGGCCACGAAAAUGUCUCCGUCCUGGACGGUGGUCUGUUCAAGUGGGUCAGCGAAGGCAACAGUGUGACCCAUGGCCAUGAAACUUUUGAGCCAGCGACCUACAAAGCAACGUACAACCCCGAAAUGGUCAUCGACCACCAAAUGCUGCUGAUGUACAUCACCGAUUUCAUGUUCCAUAAUCAAUCGACGAUCCUGGAUGCACGAUUGCCCACAGAGUUCUCGGGCCGCCCGUACCACAUCCCAGGCACCAACAUACGGAACGGCCAUGUGCCAUCCGCCGUUAAUUUGCCGUACGGUAGCCUGGUUCAGCGCGAAUCUCGGACUCUCAUAUCCCGCGAGCAGCUUCAAGAUCUGUUCACGGCCAAGGGCAUCGACACUCGACGUCCGUUCGUCGCGAUGUGUGGCAACGGCAUCGUGGGAGCGACGCUGAUGCUGGUGCUGGAUAUCCUGGGAGCCAAAGAUGCUCGAUUCUACCCUGGCGGUUGGGAGGAGUGGGCAUCCAACAAGUCCAGCCCUAUCAAGACGUACGCAUAGAGGGACAAGGCCGAUAUCUAGACGGCGGUCCCAGACGCAGGACGGUCCAGGCUCUGUAGUUACGGCGGCAUGUGCUACACUUUAUUCAGAAAAAAACGGGACAAUAUAGCCGUUUCCAUGAACAUGUAGUAUGUGCUGUGCUUGCAUCUAGCAAAGCCACAAGAAAUAAAACAGAUCACUUUGGCAGCCUCCGAGUGAAGACCGCCGGUCGCUCUCCGGUCUCCACA
Molecule: messenger RNA, 1295 nt
Organism: Polychytrium aggregatum
Lineage: Eukaryota; Fungi; Chytridiomycota; Chytridiomycetes; Polychytriales
Product: Rhodanese domain protein
Exons: 6
Coding region: 7-1068 (353 amino acids)
Biological process (GO): transsulfuration
Cellular component (GO): mitochondrion
Molecular function (GO): thiosulfate-cyanide sulfurtransferase activity
Source: RefSeq, a predicted model, not a curated record